CCACCCUCUUUGGAGGCUCCAUGGCCUGCAAUUGUGGAUUCCACAUUAAUAAGGUAAUGACAUUUGAUGUAUCAUCACAUAUCCAUUAAAAUGUUGUUAUGCCAUUUCACUAUAUUUUAUGCCCUUUGGUGGUUGUAUUAGCAGUCUGCCACUGCCACUGCCACUCACUCUUCUGCUCCACCUCCUGCUGCUUCUGAUACGGCUCCUGAAGCGGCUGCUUCUGCCCAACCCUCAUUCCUGAGGCCUCCUCUAAAUUUGACUAUGGUGAAUAUUUUCUCUUUAAUCAAUUAAUGUCUAAUUAGAAUCGUUGUGUAUUUGUUUGAUAGGAUAGAUUUAUGUAUAUGUUUGGGCUAGAAAAAAUUAUGUAAUGAACAUGAUAUCAAUUAACUUUGUUUUUUCUUUUUAAGUUCAAUAAGUCACGCUUUGGUGGGUCAAAGUCGACAAUGCUUAAACCCAACUUAGUGGAUCGGAGGACCCCCAGCCCCUCUCCUACACCCUCUGCAUCCUCAUCUUCUCUUCCCAGCCCCUCUCCUCCUUCAUCAGUGAGGACUGCCUCCACCCCUCUAUCCUCUGUGAGGAGCUCCACCCCUUCUCUGUCUUCUGUGAAGACCACCAGUCCCUCUCCUCCGUCCUCUGAAGGAACAGCUAGGCCUUCUCCUCCCAGCACCUCUCCCGCUCCAUCCUUUGUGAUGACCCCCAGCCCAUCUCCAUCCUCUGAGGAGCCUGGAGGAGUCCAGCCAGCCAGUGGGGCCCCAGCUUCUUUCUGGCUGCCAGGUGAAUGGCCCAAGACCAUCCCUGUGCAGGACCAGAGGUGGAUUGCCAGCACUAUUUUCCACGCUGGCAAGCUGCGGCCAGAUUUGAAGCUGUGGUACGAGCCGCCUGUCCCAGCUCUCAUUUAUCACCAGACACCUACACCUGACCGGUUCUUCACCCAUCGGUUGAUGGUGUGGAUGCCCUACCACCUGUGGAAGGUGAAUGUUUUCUGUCCAGCUUGUGGCAAGAACCUGACAGGCUAUGGUGUCCAUAAAAGAGCACGGAAGGUUCUGGACAUCGAUAGGUACUAUGUCAUGGUGACAGAGACACUCAGGUGCACUGUGUGUUCUCUGAACUAUCUGUCCACUAGCCAGACUGUCCGGGACCAGCUUGACCUGCCGCACCAGAAAAUGUUCCGGCUGAUCCUGACCCGCAAGUGAGUAGAGUAGUCUAAAGAUGGUUAUUGUGAGGACUAAAGAACAUUUAACUGAUCACAGCAACAAUGUGCGAUUUCAGGUAUGCCUGUGACAUCCGUGUCAUUAGGCUGCUUCGGGACCGGACACUGGGCAACAGCCCAGCUCGUUUGGUGCGGCAGUUGAAAGAGAACCAUGGGGAGGAAUGGUUAAAUCGGUUGGCACACUAUCUUGGGGAGUGUGCUGACUUUGUCGAUCGACCCAGCCUUUCUCCGGUGGUCUGCCAGGAGCCUCCAGAGCCAAUUGAGAUCCCCACCAGUCGUUGGCUGCUCUCAGUGUACGGCAGGGAUAUCCUCUCCAGAAUUGGACACAUAAAG
Messenger RNA from Carassius auratus (goldfish), 1543 nucleotides. RefSeq names its product vegetative cell wall protein gp1-like. The record is from RefSeq and is a predicted model, not a curated record. Lineage: Eukaryota; Metazoa; Chordata; Actinopteri; Cypriniformes; Cyprinidae. The transcript is spliced from 2 exons. The coding region runs from base 444 to 1193 and encodes 249 amino acids.